Molecule: messenger RNA, 3160 nt
Organism: Ochotona curzoniae (black-lipped pika)
Lineage: Eukaryota; Metazoa; Chordata; Mammalia; Lagomorpha; Ochotonidae
Gene: STX17
Product: syntaxin 17
Exons: 8
Coding region: 110-1018 (302 amino acids)
Biological process (GO): vesicle fusion; exocytosis; intracellular protein transport
Cellular component (GO): SNARE complex; plasma membrane; endomembrane system
Molecular function (GO): SNAP receptor activity; SNARE binding
Source: RefSeq, a predicted model, not a curated record
GCGCCUGCGCCGGGCACAAGGCCGGCCUCGAGCGCCCGGGCGGGAGGUUUGUCCUGUAUGAGUGGAGAAGACAGUUCUUGCCAGUAGAAUUGACACAGCAUUUUCUAGGAUGUCUGAAGAUGAAGAAAAAGUGAAAUUACGCCGUCUUGAGCCAGCUAUCCAGAAAUUCACGAAGAUAGUAAUCCCAACAGACCUGGAAAGAUUAAGAAAACACCAGAUAAAUAUUGAGAAGUAUCAAAGGUGUAGAGUCUGGGACAAGUUGCAUGAAGAACAUAUCAAUGCAGGGCGUACGGUUCAGCAACUCCGCUCCAAUAUCCGGGAAAUGGAGAAACUUUGUUUGAAAGUCCGUAAGGAUGACCUGAUACUUCUGAAAAGAAUGAUAGAUCCAGUUAAAGAGGAAGCAGCAGCAGCAACGGCAGAGUUUCUGCAACUCCACUUGGAAUCCGUAGAAGAGCUUAAGAAACAAUUCAAUGAUGAAGAGACUUCAUUACAGCCUGCUUUAAGCAGAUCCAUGACUGUCGGCGGAGAAUUUCACAGCACGGAAGCCGAAGCCAGCUGUCAGAGCUUGACUCAGAUCUAUGCACUGCCUGAAAUUCCUCCGGACCAGCAUGCUGCGGAGUCAUGGGAAAACUUGGAAGCGGACUUGAUUGAACUUAGCCAACUGGUCACUGAUUUCGCUCUGCUAGUGAAUUCUCAGCAGGAGAAGAUUGACAGCAUUGCAGACCAUGUCAACACUGCUGCUGUGAAUGUUGAAGAGGGAACCAAAAACUUGGGGAAGGCUGCAAAAUACAAGCUGGCAGCUCUGCCUGUGGCAGGUGCACUCAUCGGAGGAGUGGUGGGGGGUCCGAUUGGCCUCCUUGCAGGCUUCAAAAUGGCAGGAAUUGCAGCUGCACUUGGUGGUGGGGUGUUGGGCUUCACAGGUGGAAAAUUGAUACAAAGGAAGAAGCAGAAAAUGAUGGAGAAGCUCACUUCCAGCUGCCCAGAUCUUUCAAGCCAAACAGACAAAAAAUGCAGUUAAAAACCAAACUUUGUUAUGAUGGUGCCCGUGUCUGUUCCAAUGAGGACCUAGGCCACUGCUGGACACUCAGCUUUUGGAACCCGAGUGUAUCAAGACAGCAGCUCUAGUGUAGACACUCACGCCGGGUGAACUGUGGUAAGCUGUAGUUCGUUGUUUGCCAGGGAGUUAAUGGAGACAGAAUGAGGAGCCAAGGCUAAAGCUAUAUCCUGUUGACAUCGGGUAAAAUUUAAAGACUGCCAAAGAGCAAAUUUCUGCCUGGAAAUGUGAAGUCUCUGCAUCAUUCUGCCGGGGACCUAAGUUGUAUAAAAGUAUUGAGCUAAGGAAGAGAUGAUUCUUCUGCAACUCUGAAUUGGAGCCCUUACUUCUACAUUUUUAGGCCUGUGGGCAAGGACAGAAAUGGGAGUUCAGAAGCCUUUCUUAAUACUACCAGAUAGAGCAAUCAGGGCCUUGCAAGGGGUACAGGCAGACUGCCUCAUGGGUGAACCCCAGUGCAGUUUUGUCCCACUGUGGGUUCUGGUGACAGAAAUUGGACGUGUUAAGAAAGACAGGCCUGACUUCUCUUUUCAGAUGUCUCCUGUUGUGACACUAUCUUCUUUUCUUCUUCGUCUGCCUCUCUUAGAUAAAGCACACAGAGCAUCACUUGGUAGGAGACUUAAUAGGCCAGUCAUAGAGCCUGCUCUGUCUGCCAGCCUGUAUCCCAACAUGGCAGAGUCCCAGUGCCCUCUGCCUUCCCUCCCUCAUGACUGUCAGCAGUUCUUUGGUUUCUAGAGUGAAUUCUACCAAUGGGUAAUGGGCACUUUCCUCAUUGUCUGCCUUUUUAUAUUGCUUUCUGUCUCAUUUCUGUAACCUCUAGAUUAAAAAAAAAAUGUAUUGGCAAUGUUGGUAAAGUUUGGGCUGAAAUGCAUAGGAGUGGGGUGACAAUAGACCAUUUCUUGGGAUAUGUUCCAAUUUCUAGGGCUGACAUGCUUACCACACAAGAGCUCUUUAACCCUAGGUCUUCUUUUAAGCUGGCCUCUGAGAGUCACAAACUAACUUCUACCUCACGCCCAUAUCCCUUUUCCACGCAGGCCUUGCUGUCUUAGGAUUUCCCUGACUUACCACUGCUGUUACUUGUUCCCCAGAAUGGUGUUUCUGCUUUCCUUUUCUCUCAUGUGGUGCAAGGCAAAGCCCAGUGCCAAGACUCAGACUCAGUGCAGCAGCCUUGGCGCUGAUCCUGGUGGUUGGCACUGACGACAAGCAUGGUCCAGCUCAGACAGCAAAAAGCUUUAAAUUUAGAAAGGAAAAACUAUAUAGGAAGUUAAGAUUACAAGCAACUUCACUCUGCACCCAACUAAUUUGGAGAAGGGGACUGCCUCUUGCCUUACUAUUUAUUCGGAGGACAAUAAUAGGCACCUAUGCUCCAGAGUGGGGGACCUGCAGGGGCCUGGGAGAUGAGGUUCAUCAAGGAGUCAAAUGGUAUAUCACUUAACUUCCUUCUUGCUGAAUUUACCUUUAACAACUUAUUGAUUGCCAUCUUUCACUUCUCUCCAAUGAAUUCCAAUGAGACAAAGUACCAUUUUUUUUUUAUCAGUAUUGCUACCUGCAAACUUAUAUAUAUCUGCAAUGCAAUAUCAAGGAGAUGUUUUGAAUAAGAAGCAAAUUCUAUCUAAUGUCUACAAAUCAACUCCUUUAAGGUUGAACAGUUGCUUCCAAUUUUGCCAGUCUUCUGUUUUCUGACCUUUGUCAUCACUGUAAUACAUGAUAUCCAAACCUAAAUGAAGAUCAGAACUUACUUGGGUGCUUAGUUAAGACAGGAUUCCUGAAGCCUCAGUCCCCGGGGGGAUUCUGGCAGAGCCAGUCCAGUUCUGUUGGCCGAAAUUAUCCAUUUGGUACAGUCCUCUGUGUAAUCAGCUGUAUUGCCUAAUCCUGUGAAUUCCAGUAUUCCACCCUUCUGCAGCACAGCACAUGACUUCAUUCUGCAGAUUAGCUACACUUGGAGCCCAGCAUCUUAGCAGCAGUUCUAGGUACUGAAAAAUGUAACGCUGGUUUACUUAGGACCCAGAGUGUGCCAGUGUGGGACACCUCUGUAUGUACUCAUAUGCACUCACAGUAGCCUUUGAUUUUUUUCUGCUCUUCAUAGAUGCAACAUUACAUUAACAGUCU